GAUCAGGAAGAUGGAACCGGUGGUCUAUUUUGGGCUCUGCCUCCUGGGCUGCCUGGCCUUCAGCCCCUUCGCGGAAGGGGCCAGGGAUCCGUCGUUGCCUCGCCCUCGGUCCCCAUGCCCUCCUGGAGCCUUUUACUACCAGGGAAUGUGUUAUGAAUACCUCGAGGAUGCUGCCAGUUGGGAAGACGCUGAGAAUUCCUGCCAGUACUGGCGAGGGGGUCACUUGGCUUCCAUUCAGUCAUCAGAAGAUGAAAAAGAGAUUUCUAAUUACAUUAGGAAAAUCACCCGCAAUAACACGGUCUGGAUUGGUUUCCAUGCUGAACGUGUCUCCUCGAAGCUCAAGUGGGGAUGGAGUGAUGGCUUUGCAUACUUUUCUGGAUCAGCUCUUUGGGACGGCAGGAGACCCAGCUUCACCAGCACAUCCAACCAGUGCCUGGCACUCCACAAUGUGCAGGAUUCAACGGCUUCUGCCAGGUGGGCACAGGAAAAUUGCUCCAACAUAUAUCCAUACCUGUGCAAGUACCGAGCAGCAUACUAGGCCUGUGGUGGACCUUCAGCAACAAAUGGAGCGUGAAGAGAGGACAUCCCUUGAGAUCCAGCGGAAGAAGGUUACAUCUAGCAAGGCACCACAUUCCCCAAAUGUUCUAUCAUCAAAGAAAGACCUGGGGCUUUUCCCGUUCCUGGGGUCUCUUUCAAAUCCCACUUGCUUUGUUAUUUUCUUCCCAUUUACUGCCCAAUGCCUGUACCUUUCCCUUCUUUUGAUUCCUCCCAUUCUGUAAUCCCAGUUUUCUCCAUGAAUCCUGCUCAAAGAAGGUGAAUCCCAACCUGCCUUUCCUUCCAUGGCGAAAAGCGUGCCUCUUCAGAGCCACCUCCUUGCUUGGGCAUUGAACAAACCUUGGGGCUCAGAAUGAACUUCUUCUCAUGAAGGACAUCCUCCUUGGCUCAGUCUGUAGUUUUCCAUGUGGGACAUGAAGAUGGGAAGAAAGUAAGAAGUUAUGAAAGCCAACGAAGCACAUGGGUGGGGUGGCCUCUGUCAGGCUUUUGUCUUCUCUGCUGUUUCUCUUCCCCUGAGACAAUAAUAAAUUCUUUUCUGAGCAUAAA
This is a messenger RNA of Anolis carolinensis (green anole), 1101 nucleotides long. RefSeq names its product regenerating islet-derived protein 4. Gene Ontology annotation, molecular function: signaling receptor activity. The transcript is spliced from 5 exons. NCBI's taxonomy places the organism in Eukaryota, Metazoa, Chordata, Lepidosauria, Squamata, Anolidae. The coding region runs from base 11 to 538 and encodes 175 amino acids. The record is from RefSeq and is a predicted model, not a curated record.